Messenger RNA from Clarias gariepinus (North African catfish), 2322 nucleotides. It is a transcript of the gene xrcc1, whose product is annotated as X-ray repair complementing defective repair in Chinese hamster cells 1. Gene Ontology annotation, molecular function: damaged DNA binding. Gene Ontology annotation, biological process: single strand break repair; double-strand break repair via nonhomologous end joining; base-excision repair. Lineage: Eukaryota; Metazoa; Chordata; Actinopteri; Siluriformes; Clariidae. Bases 145 to 1938 code for a protein of 597 amino acids. The record is from RefSeq and is a predicted model, not a curated record. The transcript is spliced from 18 exons. Gene Ontology annotation, cellular component: nucleus.
AUAAACAGUGCAGUGUUCUGUGUGUGUUAGCGGAGUGUAAAGCGGUUUGUACUGAAACAUCAUCUGUUCUCUCACUGCAGGACAUUUAGGGGAAUCGUAGUGCACGAGGACGUGUGAAGGAGCCGUCAGUGCGAGACGCUCAGGAUGCCGGAGAUUAAACUGAAACACGUGGUGUCCUGCAGCAGCGAGGACAGUACCCAUAAAGCAGACAACCUGCUGAGCUCAGACACCUACAGGAAGUGGAAAUGCGCUCGUCCAGGAGAGAAGCAGCUGUCAGUCAUCCUGCAGUUUGAAAAGGAGGAGCAGGUCCACAGUAUUGACAUCGGGAACGAGGGGUCGGCUUUUAUUGAAGUUCUGGUUGGACACUCGACCUCCAUUAAAGACCAGGACUUUGAGGUGUUGUUGGUGACAUCAUCAUUUAUGUCUCCAUCUGAGAGUCGCGGGAAUUCGAACCUGAACCGCGUGCGUUUCUUCGGCCCUCAGCAGCUGGUGAAGAGUUCGAGUCAGGAGAAGUGGGACAGAGUGAAGAUCGUCUGUACUCAACCCUACAGCAAGAACAUUGCAUAUGGAUUGGCGUUUAUAAAGUUUCACUCUCCACCGGAUAAUGAUGCACCUGCUGCUACACCACCUAAGUUGACUAAGCUGGGACAGUUCCGUGUGAAGGACGAGUCCCCGUCCCCCAGGUCGAGUCUGCAGCCGGGGAGUUUGUUCCUGAAGCGAGAGAGUACAGACGGUGCAGGUGUGAGGGGUUCUCCUAAAAACACUACACUGAGUUACGCUGCAGCGGCGCUACACACAGAGCCGUCUACUGUAAGCCCCGCCCCCACCUACUCACCUCAGGCUGCUGUACCUGUGAAGAGAAAGUUUGAGUUCAGUAAAGAGAGACAGGACGCCCCCCCUCCCUCCGCCAAGAGACACACACCUCCUCCCAAACACAACACACAGGAUAGUGAGAACACACACACCUCCACCAGCACUAAGACAGUGUCCAUUUCCCAGAAGUCCCCGGGGCAGAAGUCCUCUGUGAAGCCCCGCCCCCGGCCCUCAGAGCCAAUCCCCUUUAACCGCAUCAUGGAGGGCGUGGUGUUUGUACUGAGUGGAUUCCAGAACCCGUUCCGUGGAGAACUCCGAGACAAGGCUCUGGCCAUGGGGGCGCGGUACCGACCCGACUGGACCUCCGACGCCACACACCUCAUAUGUGCCUUCACUAACACCCCUAAGUACAGCCAGGUGAAGGCAGCGGGGGGGCUGAUCGUCAGGAAGGAGUGGGUGAUGGACUGUCACAAGAGGAAACAGAAAAUCUCUUACAAACGGUAUCUGGUUGACGGAGCUGAGUCGAGCACUGAGGAGGAGGACAGCGGUGCUGAGGAGCGGACACACCACGAGGAAAGGAAGAAAAAAAGUCCUAAAAAGAGAGACGGUGCCGCUGUGAAUUCAGUGAAAGAGGAGCGGAGCGAUGGAUCAGUGGACGAGCGAGACGAGGAGCAUGGUGGUGAUGAUGGUGAUGAUGGAUCAGGCAUGGACACUGAAGAUGAGCUGAGAAGAGUGGAGAAGAGGAAGGAGAAGGCAGGACAGGAGGUGGAGGACGACCCGUAUGGAGGCUCUACAGAUGAGAACACGGAUGCUGAAGAGGAGGAGGACAAACCCAUACCAGAGCUCCCAGACUUCCUAACAGGAAAGCGUUUUUAUCUUUACGGGAAAUUUCCUGAGAAUCAGCGACGCCUGCUGCUGCGUUACAUUGUAGCCUUUAACGGUGCUGUGGAGGACUACAUGAAUGAGAAGGUCCAGUUUGUGAUCACCAGUCAGGGAUGGGACGACUCCUUCGAGGACGCUCUGAUGGAGAACGAGAAGUUGAGUUUUGUGAAGCCGACAUGGAUUUUUGCCAUUAAUGAUCGGCAGAGGAUGUUGCCCUACCAGCCUUACACUGUAGUGCCCUAAACAGAUUGUAGUGCCCUAAACACACUAGUGUAGUCCACUGGGAAGUGAUCAUUAGGAGCAUUACUCUUUACUCUUACAUUUUUACACACACAGAUUUUGACACCAUCAUAAAUUUGCUCUGUUGUUUUAUUAAAGCAUUAAGAGUUUAUUUUUCUCGGCCCGUCUCAAACACUCCUGUUUCCUUCCACUGCACCCUGUUUCUACACACACACACACACAAUGUGUAAUUUGUGUGUAAUUUUUUUAUCUGUUUCUCUCUGAACCAGUCCAGACUUCUGUUUGUUUGUUUGUUUGUUUCCCAAUAAUUAUAAGUUUAAGAUUUACAGGGUUUGUUUACUUUGUUCAUGAUUGUGUUUAGUUUUUAAUUAAAAGACUUUGGUGUAA